AUGGACCGAGUUGAAAGGCCGUACUUCGAUGAUGUGUCGCCGCGUAACGUCUCCGCUGUGGUUGGCCAAUCGGCGGUUCUGCGUUGUCGCGCUAAGCAUAUAGGCAAUAGAACAGUAUCAUGGAUGAGGAAGCGAGACCUCCACAUCUUGACAUCUCACAUCUUCACCUACACGGGAGACGCCCGCUUCAGCGUUUUACACCCAGAGCCAUCAGAUGACUGGGACCUAAGGAUAGACUACGUGCAGCCCAGAGAUGCCGGGGUCUACGAGUGUCAGAUUAAUACGGAACCGAAGAUUAACAUGGCAGUUGUGCUUAGCGUCGAAGAUGAGUCUUACACCUCCGAGCCUCAGCAACCGCCCCGCUCCUCAGCGGCGGCCGCCACAAUCUGGGGUUCGCAAGACGUAUACGUUAAAAAGGGCAGCACGAUAUCCCUUACUUGUUCUGUCAAUGUGCAUUCCUCGCCACCAUCCAGUGCAUCAGUUCUAUGGUAUCAUGGCAAUGCCGUGGUUGACUUUGAUUCUCCGAGAGGUGGCAUUAGCCUAGAGACAGAAAAGACGGAAGGUGGUACUACUAGCAAGCUGCUAGUAACUAAAGCCGCCCUUACAGACUCCGGAAACUAUACAUGUGUACCGAAUAAUGCCCAUCCAGCUUCGGUGUCCGUUCAUGUACUUAAUGGUGAACACCCAGCCGCAAUGCAAACGAGCAACCGGGCGUCCUCCUACCUUACGUCCCAACUCAGCUGUGCAUUGUUCACCUAUUUGCUCUCGUCAAUGGCUGGCAGAUGA
Molecule: messenger RNA, 786 nt
Organism: Leptosia nina
Lineage: Eukaryota; Metazoa; Arthropoda; Insecta; Lepidoptera; Pieridae
Source: the annotation of a GenBank genome assembly